CGCAAACUACACGCGCUAUACAUACUGGGGCCCUCCGCACGGACCGUGGAUGCCUGGCAAUUAAACUCUUGCCCCUCCUCGACGCGCUGCCAAACGCGUCGCUGCUGCAGUCCAUUGUUUGUGUGAAAUUUCCCCUCCAGACCACCAUCAUCAUUAGUCCAACACACUCGACCCAUCCGUAUCUUGUCGGAUCCUUCUUGACUUCUGCGCCUAAUCCUUGCAUCUUCGAACACGACUCACGCAUUAAUCAACCUCAAAAUCAACAUCGAGAACGUCUCCACGGGCUUGACGCCAACACUACCCAACAUGGCGGGUCAAAUCACACAGGGCGCUCUGGACGCCAUGUUCAAUGAUCCCGAUCGCGCUCAACAACAGUUCCCCGUCCCCAUCCUUCAAUGUCUCCAGAUCAAGACCCUCGACUCCAAGAAUGGGGGCGCGGGCGCCACGGAGAGGUUCCGCAUUGUGCUGAGCGACCUCAAGAACUAUGUCCAAUGUAUGAUGGCCACGCAAACAAACCAUCUCGUCCACGAUGGCCUCUUGCAACGCGGCUGCAUCGUGCGCUUGAAGCAGUAUCAAGCUCAAUGUCUCAAGGGCAAAAACAUCUUGAUUGUCCUCGAUCUCGAAGUCAUCCAGUCCCUUGGCUGCCCCGAAAAGAUGGGCGAUCCGCAGCCUCUUGGCCCCCGCAGUGCAGAACCACAGCAGAACCCCAAUCUCGGCAGCACCGGCUUCUAUGGCGUCAAGAGCGAACCUACCCAAGACACGAAACCACAGUUUCCACGCCAGAUGCCCUCGCGUAAUGCCAGCGGGGGUCAAGGAUCAAGCACGAUAUAUCCUAUUGAAGGUCUCUCGCCCUUUUCGCACAAAUGGACUAUCAAGGCCAGAGUCACCUCCAAGUCCGAUAUCAAGACCUGGCACAAGGCUAGCGGCGAGGGCAAACUCUUUAGCGUCAACUUUCUUGACGAGAGUGGCGAAAUUAGAGCAACUGGAUUCAACGACCAAGUCGACCAGUUCUAUGAUUUGCUGCAGGAGGGUCAGGUUUACUACAUUUCUACACCUUGCAGGGUACAACUUGCCAAGAAGCAAUGGUCGAAUCUCCCCAAUGACUACGAGCUCACCUUUGAGCGGGAUACCGUGAUCGAAAAGGCUGAAGACCAGACAUCUGUACCACAGGUACGCUUCAACUUUGUCAACAUCCAGGAGCUCCAGGAUGUCGAGAGGGAUGCGACUGUCGAUAUUAUUGGUGUUCUCAAGGAGGUCCAAGAGGUGACCCAGAUUGUAUCCAAGACCACACAGAAGCCGUACGACAAGCGCGAGCUGACCCUUGUUGACAACACUGGGUACUCGGUACGUUGUACCAUCUGGGGUAAGACGGCCACGAACUUUGAUGCUCAGCCUGAAUCCAUUGUGGCCUUCAAGGGCACAAAGGUCAGCGAUUUUGGUGGACGCAGCUUGUCCCUGCUUUCGUCUGGCACCAUGGCCAUCGAUCCGGAUAUUCCAGAGGCCCAUCAUCUCAAGGGCUGGUAUGAUAGCAGCGGCAGGAACAACACCUUCGCCACACACAACAACAUGCAGACCUUGGGUGGUGCGACCGGUCGCAAGGACGACGCCAAGACCAUCUCACAAGUAAAGGAAGAGAACCUUGGCACAAACGAGGCGCCGGAUUACUUCGCUCUCAAGGCAACGGUUGUAUUCAUUAAGCAGGAUAACUUUGCCUACCCUGGGUGCCGGAGCGAAGGCUGUAACAGGAAGGUCACAGAUAUGGGUGAUGGUACCUGGCGCUGCGAGAAGUGCCAGAUCAACCACGACAGACCUCAGUACCGUUACAUUAUGAGCGUCAACGUCAACGACCACACAGGUCAACUUUGGCUUAGCUGCUUCGACGACACGGCGCGGAUCAUCAUGGGCAAGUCGGCCGAUGAACUUAUGGAGAUUCGAGAGACCGACGAGACGCGGUUGACCGCAGAGUUUGAGCAGGCCAACUGCCGCAAGCUGAACUUUAGGUGCAGGGCGAAGAUGGACACAUUUGGUGAACAGCAGAGGAUUCGAUACCAGGUCAUGAGCGUGGCGCCCCUUGACUACAAGAUGGAAGGAAACAAGCUUAACGAGCUCAUCAAUUCUUACAACCAAAUGAGCAUGUAAAGGGGAGAGGGGGGUUUGUUCCCUUGUACGAGGAACUAGAUGAUGUAUAUGGUUAAUGAACAAGUGUUUGUAUUUUUGGGCAUGUGGCCUUAAGGAUCAAUGAUAUGGGCGUCACUGGCCUAUUGACUGAAAGAUGAUUUUCAAUCUCAUGAUGGACUGGGAUGGUUAAGAGCUGUGAUGGGCCGAACCCUAACAGAACUUUGUUGGCGUGGCAGCAAA
This is a messenger RNA of Neurospora hispaniola, 2358 nucleotides long. Its product is annotated as putative single-stranded DNA-binding protein 68k chain. The transcript is spliced from 4 exons. Gene Ontology annotation, molecular function: damaged DNA binding; single-stranded telomeric DNA binding. Gene Ontology annotation, biological process: double-strand break repair via homologous recombination; nucleotide-excision repair; meiotic cell cycle. NCBI's taxonomy places the organism in Eukaryota, Fungi, Ascomycota, Sordariomycetes, Sordariales, Sordariaceae. Gene Ontology annotation, cellular component: nucleus; DNA replication factor A complex. The record is from RefSeq and is a predicted model, not a curated record. Bases 307 to 2139 code for a protein of 610 amino acids.